GGAGGCGGCGGAGGCAAGGACAAGGAGCGGGCCCCAGACAAUGCGAUCGUUGUCCAGAUACUCCGCGCGUUCGAGAAGCACUCGGGAAAGUCUAUGGAUGACGUGGUGGCCUUUGCGGAGAAGCCCCCCGCGUCAGAAGAGCCCCAGUCCGCUGACCUCAGCACGAAGUCCCUCCAAGACUUGCUGGGUAGAGAGUCGCGGAAGCAGAAGCAGAUUGAUGCCAGUCGGGAGCGCGUCAAAGAGGCUGAAGCAGCACUCGAGGCCGCCAGAAAGUUCGCAGAGGAGCAGAUCGCCCAGCUGGCGGUCCACGAAGGCAAUCUCAAGAAUAUCAAAGCAGCCAUCACCGCCAGGCAGGCGGAGGCUGUCAUCCCCGACCAGUCCAAGGUCGGCGACAUCAACAGUGGCAUCGAGCUGCUGGAGAACUUCGGCAAGAUGCUGGACGCGAUGGGAGCACAUUUCGGCGUCGAUGUGGCAGGGAUGGCCAAGGAGACCGCGGCGAAGCUCGAGGAGCAAAAGCAGAAGGCGGCCGAGGCUGCCAGCGCUGCUAAGCAUGGUGGCAUGGACGUCGAUGUCGAGUGCGACCCCGCAGACCCUGCCAUCCAGGCUUGCCUCAAGGAGGCUGGAGUGGACAUCGAUGACCCCGCCAAGGCCAAGAGCUGGUCGUCGGCGCAGACGUUGUUGGAGUGGGCCCACGACAGUGCUGAUCAGGCGCUGCCAGAUGUGCUUUGUUUGCAGGAGCAUCGUAUCAAGAGCGGUCCUCUGUUGGAGUCGGCUGUCCGCUGGGCUAGUAAGCGCACCUACUACAUGUAUGCGCGCAAGGCGGAGUCGACGGGAGACGGACCUCUGCAAUCGAGCGGGGGUGUAAGCGUUCUCAGCAGAUUGGCGGCCAGUAGGGAGCCGCAGAUCCUUGGUCAACUGUUACUGCCAUCGCACCGAGUGGAGUCGGUGCGCCUCAAUGUGGGUUUGGCGGUGCCGCUGCACGUGGUCUCCCUGCAUUUGGUCACGAGCGUCGGCCUGGCCAAGCAGACCAUCGACAUUCUGACGCAGCUCAUGGAGUACCUCGGCUCGCUUCCUGGGCCAUGGAUCGUGCUCGGCGACUUCAACAUGCUGCCAGAGGAGGUGCAGGAGUGGGCGCUGCGCGCUCAAGCGAUACUGUGGACAACGG
This is a messenger RNA of Prorocentrum cordatum, 1165 nucleotides long. The record is from the annotation of a GenBank genome assembly. Lineage: Eukaryota; Dinophyceae; Prorocentrales; Prorocentraceae.